CAAGGAUGGUCCAUGGGAUGGGGGAUGCCGGCUGCUGGGUCCUGCUCGGGCUCUCCCUGCUCCCCAUCGCCGUGCUGGGCUCCCAGGACGAUGGGAAGGUGAUCCACAUCAGCAGGGUGCAGCACCAGGCGCUGCGUGUGGGGCUGGGGGAGCCCGUGGCCCUGCCCUGCCUCUUCCUGCUCCACCCCUCCGCCUCCCUGGGGCCCAACGAGCCCCCCGACCCGCCCCGCGUCAAAUGGAGCAAGGUGCGCUCGGCCACCGGCCAGAGGGAGGACUCGCCCAUCCUGGUGGCCAAGGACAACGCGGUGAAGGUGGUGAGAGCCUACGAGGGCCGCGUGUCCCUGCCCGGCUACCCCCGUGACCGCUCCAACGCCACGCUGGAGCUGCGCGGGGCCCGCGCCAGCGACUCGGGGCUCUACCGGUGCGAGGUGGUGGCCGGCAUCGAGGACGAGCAGGACCUGCUGCCCCUGGAGGUGACGGGCGUCGUGUUCCACUACCGCCCCGCGGGCCAGCGCUACGCCCUCACCUUCCCCGCCGCCCGCCGCGCCUGCCGGGACAACUCGGCCGCCAUCGCCUCCCCCCGGCACCUCCAGGCCGCCUUCGAGGACGGCUACGACAACUGCGACGCGGGCUGGCUGGGCGACCAGAGCGUGCGGUAUCCCAUCACACUGUCCCGGCCCGGUUGCUAUGGAGACCGCAACAGCCUGCCCGGAGUCCGGAGCUACGGGCGGAGGGAGCCCGAGGAACAGUACGACGUGUACUGCUACGCCCGGGAGCUGAGAGGGACAGUGUUCUACGCCACGGUGCCCGGGAGGUUCACCUGGCAGGGGGCCCGGCGGCACUGCCGGAGCCGGGGGGCCUCGCUGGCCACCACAGGGCAGCUGUACCUGGCGUGGCGGGAGGGGCUGGACCAGUGUGACCCGGGCUGGUUGGCCGACGGCAGCGUCCGCUACCCCAUCAGGGUGCCCCGCAGGAAGUGUGGGGGAGAGGCCCCGGGGGUCAGGACCCUCUACCAGUUCCCCAACCGCACCGGGUUCCCCCCCGCCGCCUCCAGGUUCGACGCCUACUGCUACCAAGCCGCGGGGCAGAGGGAUGUGGAGGAGCCGGUGCCGCUGGUGCCCGACCCGCCGGGCAGUGACAACGUGCUGGUGGAGCACAGCGAGGAACUGGGCACCUCGGGGGACACCAGGGACACCCCCCAUGAUCACUACGAGCUCCUGCCACAGCCAGAGCCUGUGGGGCCUGGCCAGGAGGAGGAGGAGGAGGAGGAGGAGGAGGAGGAUGAGCAGCUGAGGCCGGCGAGCAGCAGCCCCGCGGCCACGGCACAGCGCGGGGACCUCCCGGGGGCCGCCCCGGCACCGACAGCUCCCGGGCUGGGGAUGGAUGGUGGGACACCCCUGCCACCCCCCACAGCCCCCUCGCUGGCUUGGCCCCAUGAGGAGGAGGCUCUGAACGUGGUGGAUCAAGCCCUGGAGAGCUCCUGGCAGGAUCCAGCCGGUGCCAGCCCAGCGCUGCCGGUGCAAGAAGACCCUGAGGAGCCCCUGGUCACCCUCCUGCCACAUUCCCAAAGCCCAGCCCGGGAGCACAGCACUGGAUCAUCACUGGCACCACCCGGGCUGGGGACAGUCCCCAGCAUGGCAGCAGAGACCCCCAGCCUGCCCCCCACCAGCUCCCAACCCCUGAGGAAGAGCCACGCCGGGCUGAACGGGCGCUACUUCCAGCUCCAGAGGCAGAGCCGGGACCCCACGGUGGCAGCUGGGGACCCCACAGUGGCUGGAGACCCCACGGUGGCAGCUGGGGACCCAGUGGGGACAGCCACCCAGGCCCCCGUCCUGGCCCUGGAGGUGAAGGAAGCCGAGGCCAACACGGUGGAGCCGUGGAACAUCCCCCGAGCCGGCACC
Corapipo altera (White-ruffed manakin) is the source of this 1901-nucleotide messenger RNA. RefSeq names its product neurocan core protein-like. The record is from RefSeq and is a predicted model, not a curated record. The annotation marks the transcript as partial. The transcript has 6 exons. Gene Ontology annotation, biological process: cell adhesion. NCBI's taxonomy places the organism in Eukaryota, Metazoa, Chordata, Aves, Passeriformes, Pipridae. Gene Ontology annotation, molecular function: hyaluronic acid binding.